AUGGCGUUAGCGUCGACUACAAAGUUAUGUAUUGUAUUUCUCCUAACAUGUAUUGCAAGAACCGGAAGUGUCGAAGAUAUGUCGUACCAGACUUUGUUUAUAGAAGGAAUGAAGAAAAUCUACGAUAUGCAGGAAAAUCGGUCACCACUUUCACCCUCCAGUUUAAAAGUAUCCCCGGCCCAGCUAAGACUGUUCCAAGAUUCAAUUGAUCCAUACAGAAUAUUAACUGGAUCCCCGGGACCCCGGGCUAAGCCCGGUUUAGGGGCUGUUGUCGGUGGAUUUAAUGUUUCGGACACUUGCUACAACGAUACCCAGAUGAUCGGCCCUUCCGCCACGUUGGUGCAGCUUUGGGCGCUGAAAAUGAUAGACGCCGGCGGAAAGCCUCCGAGUGACAUUUUAAACGGUAACCAAGGAUGGUUUGGUUCUUACGACGAGUGCCUCAGUGUGACGAGCGACAAGUUUGAAUACGGUCAAAAGCCUCCACACUUUAAUGGGAAGUACUGUAUAGUUAGCGUUCCUGUGAGCAUUCUGAACAUACCACUACCAAACGCUAACCUUGGACUGUGUUUACCAGAUUCCUGUUCAGAGGCGGAUGCUGUGGCACUCACAAACGCAGCCCUAGAAACGAUUGAACCUGGAAAAUUUUCAUUUAAUGGACACUGUAAGAAGAAAGUCCUGGAGUUCGAUGACAAGGCUGUAGGCGCUGUAAUUUUGUGUGGGUUCAUCCUCGCCAUGAUGAUCGUGGGUACAGUUUACGACGUGAUAGUUGUUCGUGGUGUAUUACGUACCUGGAGUCGAGUCGACACAGCUUUACCAAGCACAUUAGCGACCACGACGUUUGGACCAGAGUCAAAUGAAAAGACAAAACUAAUAUCCAGUGAUCAGAACUCAACAGAAGUGAAAGAUGAGCCAAAAGAGCUGGGAAGAAUGUCAAACAUAUUAGUGGCAUUUUCUGUCUACACAAAUGGCGCCAAAUUACUUAACACCAGUGUUCCAGCAGGUAGUCUAACGGCUCUUAAUGGAAUCCGUUUUCUGAGUAUGACCUGGGUCAUUCUUGGUCACACUUACUCUACAGGGAUGAAUUUUGUUCACACUUUUUUACUUGUAGAUAAUGUUUCUACGUUUUGGCCACAAAUGGCCAAUCGAUGGACUUUCCAGGCCAUCAUGAAUGCAUUGGUUUCUGUCGAUACAUUCUUUGCAUUAAGUGGAUUACUGGUGUCCUAUCUGUUCAUGCGCGAGAUGGACAAGACAAAGGGAAAGAUGAACUGGGCGAUGUUUUAUUUCCAUCGAUUCUGGAGGUUAACACCUCCGUACAUGCUGGUACUCUUCGUGGAAGUGACCCUUACACGUUACUUCAAUGAUGGUCCGUUUUGGCCAGAAGGAGGUUUCGAACGAGACUUCUGUGAGGAUACAUGGUGGACUAAUCUGUUAUAUAUAAACAACUUGGUGAAAACUGACAAAUCGUGUUUCACCUGGGCCUGGUACCUCGCAAAUGAUAUGCAAUUCUUCGUGUUAAGCCCGUUGAUGCUGGUGCCUUUAUUUUAUUCUAAGGUUAUAGGUAUGAUAACGUGCUUAGCUUUUCUCACGGGAACGUUCAUAGCAACAGGUGUCGUGUCUACAAAGUACGACCUUCCCGUUUCUACAUUUAUACCCAGCGAAAAAUACUUUGAGUAUUACUACAUCAAACCCUGGACACGUAUGGGUCCCUACAUCGUUGGUAUCAUGGCUGGUUAUCUGCUGUACCGUUCUAAACUCAAGUACAAUAUGCACUGGCUCCUCAACUUGUUAGGAUGGGCUGUAGCUACUACUCUGGCCUGUCUUGUUUUAUACGGACUAUACGAACCGCUGCGAGGGAACGAAACACUGAGCACGGAGGUGUCAGCACUGUAUAACACAGUACACAGAAGCGUCUGGGGUGCGUGCGUCUGCUGGGUGAUAUUUUCCUGUGCGAACGGAAGCGGCGGCUUUGUGAACACCUUGUUGUCAUGGGGUGGAUUUGUACCCCUAAGUCGUCUGACCUAUUGUGCGUACCUGGUGCAUCCUAUCCUACAGAGCCUCGUGUAUUUAAGUCUCCGCCAACAGUUCCGAAUGAGUGAUUUGACGAUGAUAACGUAUUUCCUGGCGUUCCUGAUGAUGGCAUAUGCAGUAGCCUUUGUUGUCUCCCUUGCAUUUGAAUCUCCAAUGAUGGGAUUAGAAAAGGCGAUAUUCAAACGAGGACAGAAAAAAUGAAAAGUAAUACGAAAGGAAAAUACAAC
Molecule: messenger RNA, 2255 nt
Organism: Ylistrum balloti
Lineage: Eukaryota; Metazoa; Mollusca; Bivalvia; Pectinida; Pectinidae
Product: nose resistant to fluoxetine protein 6-like
Exons: 15
Coding region: 1-2229 (742 amino acids)
Molecular function (GO): acyltransferase activity, transferring groups other than amino-acyl groups
Source: RefSeq, a predicted model, not a curated record